AUAAAGGUCCAUCACGGCCUACAAAUGAACUCUCUCCCCACAAAUGGACUCUGGAUCCCCCAUGACCAAUACAUUUACAUUUUUGGCAUAACUAAAUAUUUUUCUACAGUGUAAAUUACUCUUCGGGUUAUCGAUUACUCGAUAUAUAUAUACCACUCUUGGCGCGCAAAACAACAGUUGACAGUUCAAUUGCAUUGUUUAUUUUGGUUUUUUGCUGCUUUUUGUUUGUGCAAAAAUAAAAUCAUCAACGAAAUGGACGAUUUAGCCAAGCUACGGAAGAAAAUUACGAAUGCAUUUAAAUUAAGUGGAUUUUUAAUACGUUCCGAAAACAGCGUUUUCCUCGCAGAACAAUUGGCUCCUUUCGAUGACAACGAACGAGAAAAAUGGCUCACAAUCAUAACCGAGAAUCUGCAAAGUCAACGUCUGAAAUCGACCCAUGUUGAAAGGGCAGCAUUGGAAAAGGCUAUCAAUGAAAUAAAUCGUGUGGGGCUGGAUGAGGGCGAGUCUGUUUUCUCGGUUAUCGAUGCCUUUUCGGUGCCGCGUUAUGUGUACAACAAACAAAAUAAGAAAUUUGAAUUAGAAACUGAACCACGUUCGUUGCUGGCCAAAACCACGAUGAAAUCGGGACAACUUAGGCAACGGUAUGAAAUGCUACUGCAAAAGACACUGCGACAUGAACUCUUUGCUCCUGCUGUAAUUGAGAACGGUGUGUCGGCCGAGUCCAGGGCAAAGAAGUUUAAACUGCUUUAUUGUGAGAAUCUCUUGUCCAAUUCCGUGGUCGAGGAAGCUGUAGUCUUGGGUUUGUUGACACAACUAAAGGAGGGCAAAUUUUUCAUCGAGGAUCCAACGGGUAGUGUGGAACUUGAUUUGAGUGGAGCCAAGUUCCAUGCCGGAUUCUUUUGCGAAGGAUGUUUUGUUUUGGCCGAGGGAUCUUAUGCUGGACAAGUUUUAAAAGUGGACGGCUUGGGUUUUCCACCUGCAGAACCAGCCGUUAGCAGCCGAGCCUUUUUUGGCACACAAAACAGUUGGGGAGGUGAAUCUUCAAAGUUAUUAAAAUAUUCUACAAGACUACAAGAACUGGAAAGAUCAAACACAGAGGCCACCAUUGUCUUUUUAUCUGAUGUUCGUUUGGACAUGCCUGUGGUUAUGGAAAAAUUAAGAAUGCUUUUUGUUGGUUAUGACUCGUGUCCACCUGUGGCCAUUGUGUUAAUGGGCCCUUUUGCAGCUUCCGAACGGCAACAUCAUGCCCUGAAAAAUCAUCUUAAUGCUUUGGGAGCCUUGGCCAAUGGCUGUGAACAAUUGAAAAAACAAACAGAGCUAAUUCUUAUUCCUUCCAGUGAAGAUCCAGCAGCCCCGAAUAUAUUUCCCCGUUCAGCUAUACCCAAAACUCUGGCAGCUGGACUGCUAAAAGUAUGGCCACGUACACGUUUGGCCACCAAUCCAUGUCGUCUACAGUAUUGUACCCAACAAAUUGUGGUAUGUCGUUUGGAUCUGAUGGCGAAGUUUUGUCGUAAUACCUUACAUUUCCCACCGGAUACCUCGAAAAUCGAACAACACUUUGCCCGCACACUAAUAUGUCAGGGCCACCUGACACCCAUACAUCCUAUUGCCAUGCCUGUACAUUGGGAUUAUGAUGCAGCUUUGUGGUUGUAUCCUCUGCCUGAUUUAAUUGUCGUUGGUGACUCUUGUCAAAGUUUUUCCACAAGUCAACAUGGUUGUACCGUACUGAAUACAGGAUCAUUUGUUAAGUCCAAAUUUGCUUUUAAAGUAUAUAUACCACACACAAAGACAAUAGAAGAUUCCGAAAUACCAGACGAUAUGGAAGAGUAAAUUAGUUAGGGUGUACGUUUUAUUGUAGUAUUUUAAGAAGAAAAGGCUUUCUGUUUUAAUAAAGUUGUUUUUAAACCAAAAA
This is a messenger RNA of Musca domestica (house fly), 1912 nucleotides long. It is a transcript of the gene DNApol-epsilon58, whose product is annotated as DNA polymerase epsilon subunit 2. Lineage: Eukaryota; Metazoa; Arthropoda; Insecta; Diptera; Muscidae. The record is from RefSeq and is a predicted model, not a curated record. Gene Ontology annotation, biological process: DNA-templated DNA replication; error-prone translesion synthesis. Gene Ontology annotation, molecular function: DNA binding. Gene Ontology annotation, cellular component: epsilon DNA polymerase complex. The coding region runs from base 253 to 1830 and encodes 525 amino acids. The transcript is spliced from 2 exons.